AUGUCUCAACAUGUAUCAAACGAUGUUUCUACGUUUUCUAUUAGUCGUGGAAACAAUGAUUUAAGCCGUUCCAGUUUUCAAGAACUGAUGCAAAUGGAGAAAGAUGAUCCAGAGAUGAACAAUGAUGUCGUGUUUUUGGGACCAAAUGUCAUUCUUGAACUUGGAGAUGAAUUUGAAUCAUUCGCAAAUUUAUUCAUUACAAAAAGGGACGAUUUAUUCUCCAGUGAUGGAUUGUUGACAAGCUUCUAUAAAUUUUGUGAAGAAAAAUAUAUAAAAGCUUGCAAAGAAGAAGAUGAGGAAUUGAUCAGUCAUUGGGGUUUGGAACUACGAACUUGGGAUUUGAUACAGAGACUCUAUUCGUUUCGAAAGUCAAAGCGAGACGAAACUAUUUCUUCUCACAUGUUUUCUUCAAUAGCUGUUUUGGAAGAAGAGUUCUACUCCAAGAACCCCGCUGCAUUCGAAAAUCAUUUGGUAUUCAAUUGGUUACGUGACAGUCCUGUAGAAGAGCCUGACAUUGAAAUCCGUGGUAAUCGUUGGUUUUAUACUCGUGAAAAUAUUAAGAAAAAUACACGAACAAAUUCCAAAUUCUCUAUCGAAAAGAAAGAUGAGUCAAAUGUUCCAAAUUUGGAUCCAGAUGCUGACAUUCGUGAUGAGCGACGCCUUGACGAAAGAGACGACAGCUAUGAUCGUCAAUUUAUUCGCGUUGCCUUCUCGCUUUAUCGGGCUGGGGAUUUUGAAGGACUUUUGGAUUUGUGUAGAAAAAGCGGAAAUUUCUGGCGCUCGGCUUCCUUACAAGGUGCUUUCGAAUAUCGUAACAGUGUAAUAGAUGAUGCUCUGCAAUCCGAAACAUUAGGUAAUAAAAGGAAAGAGCUUUGGAGACGUACAUGCUUCGCUUUAACAAAAAAUAAGCGUACCGACGCUUAUGAACGUGCUCUGUAUGGCGCUCUCUGUGGUGAUUUAGAAUCCGUUCUGAAUGUUUGCACAUCAUGGGAGGACGCUCUAUGGGCAUAUUAUAACAGCAUGAAUCAGUAUCAUUUAGACGUGUAUCUUUCCGAUAAAGUUCCCCAACCAGAUACUCACCUCCCACCUAUUGAUAGCGGAAUAGGUUUAAGCCCAGAAAGUAUUUUUGAAGCUUUGGAUCAAUAUCCAUCAGAAGAAAUCCGAAAAUCAGCGGCUCAUCCUCUAAGGCGACUACAGGCGUAUACUAUUUUGAACCAAACUGAUAGACUAUAUACAUUGGCUCACGAACAGCUAGAGGCUGUGCGAGCUGGAAACGUAGAAGGCAUUUUGGAAUUUACUAGCCCCUCUAGUCUUCGAAUUCUGGUUCAUCAGCUUCUUUUUCUGCAAGUUGCUGGCAUUCAUGUCGACGCUUACAUUUCCGAUUCUAUAAUCCAAUCUUAUAUUGAGCUGCUAGCCAGUGCAAAAAAGAAUUCCUUGGUUCCCCUGUACAUUCCUUUCCUUUCCGAUCAUGUUCAGUAUGAAACCUACGCUCGCUUUUUGAGUUUUAUAGGAGAUGAGAGGUCGCGUCUUGAGCAGCUUAAACUCGCGAAAAAGUAUAAGUUAGACAUCGAUAGAGCAGCUUUAAUGAGUGUUUCACUUGCUUACAACGAAUUCGCUACCGGUGUUGAACAAUUACGUGAAAUUGAUUUGAAAUCACUAGAAGAUCCGGUACCAUUGGUUUAUACGAAGUUUAUAUCCACCCUAGAAUGGUUGAUAGUAACAUGCCAAUCCGACGAUUUGUUAAUUUACGCGAAUUACGCUUUCCGAUUUUUUUUGUCUAGGGGAGAAUUGAAUUCUGCAUAUUUAUUGUACACACGCCUUCCAGCAGAAACUCUCGACGUUUUAGCCUCAGGUGAAAUAUCUGCUGAUAAAGAUUCAAAAGUUCGAACAGCCUAUGAAUUCAUGAAUUAUCGCGCACUGUGCCGAGCCUUUCAAGUGCAUGAAGAAUGGAAAAAAUUAAUGAAUGAACCAAUUUUGAAUGAUACCUCUAUGACAAAAGCUAGUGGUGCAUACAAAGAAUGGAAAAAGUCUCUUACACUUACUUCACGCAGAUGUAUAAAACUAUUUAAUGAGCUUCUUCAAGCGAGAUUCCUUCAUCCAUCGACUAUGGAGAUAAAUGAAGACGAGGAAAAAGAACUUUCUAAUGAAUUGUAUCGCAUUCGGAACAUAUAUAUCCCUGAAAUUAUCUUAAAUCUUCACAAUGUCUAUUUUCAUAAUGAAGAUUAUAAUGGUUGCUUUGCUCUCGCAAAUGAGGUUGCGGGAGAGGAUUUAAAGCUCUAUCACUGUCUUCUUGAAAGUGGAAGAAUUGAAGAGUAUGCAGCUGGUUUGGGUAUUGUAGGAGAAUACAGUCUUACUUCUCCUGAGGGAAUUUUCAGCAUUUAA
Molecule: messenger RNA, 2382 nt
Organism: Schizosaccharomyces cryophilus OY26
Lineage: Eukaryota; Fungi; Ascomycota; Schizosaccharomycetes; Schizosaccharomycetales; Schizosaccharomycetaceae
Product: nucleoporin Nup107
Exons: 7
Coding region: 1-2382 (793 amino acids)
Biological process (GO): post-transcriptional tethering of RNA polymerase II gene DNA at nuclear periphery; regulation of DNA-templated transcription; protein import into nucleus
Cellular component (GO): nuclear pore outer ring; nuclear pore
Molecular function (GO): structural constituent of nuclear pore
Source: RefSeq, a predicted model, not a curated record